AUGGACAGCAACGGCAAUCCGAGUCCAGACCCCGACACAGCGGCGCGUCGCCGUUCGGGACGCGUCGUGAGAGCCCCCGACAAGUUCUCACCUGAAGCCGCGGGGCCCUCAUCGGUCGCGAAACGCAAGCGCGACGCCGGUGAGGAAGGGGAGGACGACGAGAACGAUGACCCAGAGGUCGACGACGAAAGCGACGAGGCUGAUCAGCUUUCCGACGACGAGCCUGCCCCCUCCAGGAGGGCGAGGAAAUCGUCGCAAACCAAGCGCGCAAAGAAACCUUCAGCCAAGAAGCCCAAGAUCAAUGGCACGCAACACGCCACGGCAAACAACACCGUUACGCUUCCUCGAAUGCCCAAGAAGGUCGUCAGACUUGACACCGGCGACAAGGGAACCGGCCUCUAUGCUGAAAUCUUCUCGCAGGGCAACUCUUCUGAUACUGUUGCUCAGCAGUGGCUAGAGAGCUACAGAAAAGACACGACGGUUGCCCUCCUCGAUCUCAUCAAUUGCGUUCUGCAGUGCAUCGGGUGUGAGCAGGAAGUCACAAUUGAUGAUAUCCGCGAUCCGGACAACAUUCCAAACAGACUUCGUGAUCUUGAAAAUUCUUAUUUAGAGCAACAAGAAACAGAAUAUCCCCUGAUAUCCAGGUCAAAGUCAGCGAAGUCAUUUCGCGAUUUGCUUCUGGGAUUUUUUGCAUCAUGGGUCGAGCUUUUGCAUGAAUCUGAACUUUUGUAUAAAGAUGAGGAGGUGAUGGAGAACGUGCAGAGUUGGUUAGGCAGCAUGUCCUCUUCCCGCGUCCGGUCGUUUCGCCACACAGCGACAACCAUAUCUCUUUCUGUGACCUCGGGCCUUGUCGAGGUUGCUAGUACUCUGGACCAUCGAAUCACGAAUAUUGAGCAACAACUACAAGCUUCAAAACGUGGUAAGAACAAGCCGAGAACUGCCGAGUUUCAGCAAAAUCUUGAUGAGGCCAAUGAGUAUCGUGACAAAUGCACAAAUAUCCUUCAGCUUUAUUUCGACGUGGUUUUUGUACACAGAUACAGGGACUCGGACCCCAAGAUCCGCACUGAGUGUGUCGAGGCGCUGGGGCACUGGAUAUGGGAGCUUCCAACAGUCUUCAUGGAACCGAGCUACCUGCGAUACCUUGGUUGGAUGCUCUCUGACACCUAUGGACCAACACGCCAGGAGGUCCUCAAGCAACUAGCCAGAAUUUUCAAGCGUGAUUCCGAGCAACUCGGUCACUUCAUUGAUCGAUUCCGACCCAGGCUGGUGGAAAUAGCUACUCGCGAUGCCGAAGUGGCUGUUCGCGUAGCCGCAAUUGCUGCUAUUGACACGCUACGUGAAGCAGCUUUACUUAAUCCGGAGGAGCUUGACGUGAUUGGCCAGCUCAUUUACGACAAUGAGAUUCGAAUCCGCAAGGCCGUCGUAGGCUUUUUUGUCGCCUGCGUUGACGAAGUUUUUGCAAGCACGGUCCAAGCGCUAGGUGGUACAGAUGCUUUGGAUGAAUUUGACAGCACUGAUGACGAUGACUAUAACACUCCGCGACGGGAAUGGGUUAAUAUCAAAUGCCUUGCCGAGACACUGUCAGGCUACGAUUCCCAGAUUGAAGAGCGCCAACAAACCGGUGGCAUUGCUGGUUUGGAUGUCGCGGUCGAUCUACUCGCUACUCAUGCUCCGGAAACCAGAAUUUCUCUUGCGUCACAGGUGCUCUAUGAGAGAGUCCCAGAGAUCAAACGCUGGCAGUUGCUGGCUGGUUACCUUCUCUUCGACCACACUACAAGUACCAAGGCCAAGUCAAGAUCCCGAAAAGCAGAUUCACCUGAAGCAGCGUUUAAGAAGGCUGUAACACCUUCACCGGCUGAAGAAUUGAUUCUUUUGCAGGUUCUGGUAUCUGGUGUUAAGUUAAAUCUCACUCACGUCGUUGAACCCGACAAGGGAAGGCGAAGAGUUCCGCGCCACGACAUCGAGGCGGCACAAGAAGAGAUUGCAAUUGAGCUAUCUGACAUUAUUCCACAACUUCUAAGUAAAUUUGGAGCUGAGCCCGAAACGGCAACUACCGUUUUACAGCUGGAACACUUCGUCGCCUUGGAAUCUUUCCAGCAGUUACGGCAAGAUACAAGCAAAUAUGAUGCUCUCCUUGAUGAGGUAUGCACGCAGUUCAACAGGCAUGACGAUAUCCGUGUCAUCUCCGAGGCCACAGCUGCCCUUCUGCACGCCCGCCGACAGGAGGAAUUGGAAGAACUCACAGACGCCAAAUUAGCCACAUUGUGGGAAAGCAAUAUCAACGCAUUGCGCAACAUUGACAAGACUUGCGAGCUUUCAGUGCGCGGUAAUCUGGCUGCUGGCUCAUUGAAGAGCCUUUCGAUUGUUCUCAUGAAGAUCAGCAAGCUGUCAGGAAUCUCUGAUUGCAUCGAGUUGCUCGAAGCCGAGGGCUCGUCGGACGACUCGAGCUCGCCUGUAGUUGGUAUUCUUAGCAAUAUCGUUCAUCGUGGAAAAUUUGAGCCUCAGGAGGAUGAGAUUGACGAUCUUGAGGAUGAAGUUGUGUCAUACGCCAUCAAAGCCUGCCAGUUCUACUUCAUGUGGAAGGUCCGCAGUCUAUCGAAACUGAUUUCCGAUGGUGCUGGUGUCUUGGGCGAGGAUCUUGACCGCCUAUUCGUCUUGCGAUCAACGUACCGCCGAUACCUGAUUGAAACCUUCUCAUCCCGCGCAGCGAUUGACGAGCUUCGUCUAUUUGCUACCGGCUGCCUCUGCGACCUUCACCUCACCUUUGCUACUCUCCGCACCCCUAUCGAAAACUACCGCCCUUCAUCCAGCUCUGCAUCUCACUCCUCAGCAGACAAUCUUCAAAAACUGGUCCAGGAUAUUGAGUCUGGCCUUGUCCCCGAGUUGCUCCAAAUCUUUGAUGGAGCAGAGAAGCAAUAUGCCAAACGUAGCAAGAGAGAAAAGACCUUGAACACGCCUGCAGACGACGACGAGCCGAUUGACGAUGAUCCCAUGGAUGAUGAGGGUGAGAAUGACGAAGAUGAAAACUUGACCCCAGAAGAGCGCUUCGCAGCGGAGCUCAAAUCCGAAAAGGCGCUUUGCGAGUUGGCUGCCAAGUUGGUUCUUGCCAUCAGAGCCAAGAUCAUUGACAGACGUGGCUCUGAAGCCGGCAAGCUUCGACGCAGACUCCAACGCAACUCUACGAAACUGGGGAAUAAUUUCAGGGAGGUCGUCAGCUAUCUGGAUGAGUCGAAGCGUGUCAAACAAGACAAGAAGAAGGGCGGUGCCAAGACAGACAAGCAGACUCUAAGCAAAGAGAGGAUCGAGGUCGAUGAUGAAGAUGAGGAUGAUCUAGAGGUAGAAGAAAUUGAGGACGUCGAAGAUGUGGCUGACAACGAAAAAGAGGAUCUGGAGGGCGAGCUGGAAGACGAUCCUAUUGAGGAUGUCGACGAUGAGCCGGAGGAGCGGCAGAAUAAUGACCGGGAUGACAGUAUUCUUGGGGAUUAA
This is a messenger RNA of Clonostachys rhizophaga, 3486 nucleotides long. The record is from the annotation of a GenBank genome assembly. NCBI's taxonomy places the organism in Eukaryota, Fungi, Ascomycota, Sordariomycetes, Hypocreales, Bionectriaceae.